UAUAAAACGGAACUGAAAGGAACGUGCAUAGCUGAGUUAUUAUACCGAUUUGCUCGGUAGUGGACUUAUUCUAGGAUUACCAUUAGUGUACGACAGCCCAACAUGCAGGCGAUCGUUCUCGUUUCACUGGCCCUGGUGGCCAUGGCCUCCGCCGGUGUUCCCCGGACUCCCAACAAGGAACUGAGCCGUAUGCUCAUGCAGCAGGUCUUAACGAAGCGUUCAGCACCCGCCCCAUCUGUUGAAACUGCCGCCGAGCCGAACAAACGGAUCGUGAUCGAGAACUUCUUCACGACCCGUGUCGAUCACUUCAACUCGCAGAACACAGCCGAGUGGACGUUGCGGUACUUUGCGGUCACCGAUUACUACCUUCCAGGGGGGCCGAUUCUGAUUUUCCUCGGCGGAAAUCAACCAAUCCGGACCUCGAUGGUGGACGAAUCGUCCUUGAUCUACGACAUGGGACGGGAGAUGAACGGUGCCGUCUACGCUUUUGAAUCUCGGUUCUACGGCCAAAGCUGGGUUACGGAGGACUCGAGCACGGAAAACCUACGCUUUUUGAACACUGAUCAGAUCCUGGCCGAUCUUGCCGAGUUCGUUCGUUAUCUGAAGCAAGAAGUUCUCAAGAAUGAGAACGCCCGUGUGAUGGUUUCUGGUUCCGAGUUCGGAGGUUCAUUAGCCACCUGGUUCCGCGUCCGUUAUCCACAUUUGGCCGAUGCGGCUUGGUCUUCCAGUGCAUGGACCAAUGCCGUUAUGGACUUCCAGGAAUUCUCCGAAGCAUGGGGACAAUCACUGAUCACCUACGGAAGCCAGGAGUGCUACAACGACAUCUUCGUUGCAUUCCACGUUAUGCAGAACUUGCUGGAUUCUGGCUUGGGAGAUCUGCUGUACGAGAAGCUCAACAUCUGUACGCCAAUCGAUGUGGAAAACCGUUUGCAAGUUCAGUACUUCUUCUCCAUUUUGAUGACUUCCAUCGAGAUGUACACUCUGCGCAACAGAGAUAUUGCUGCUUUUGCUGAAGUCUGCGAAGACAUCACCGUAGGAGAUAUGCCAACUGCCUUGGACGCCUUUGCCAACUGGUUCAACACGAAAUUUGCCGAGGAUAUUGGCUGCGUUGUGACGGACGUCGACACGGCAGUGGAAUUAUUCAGCGAGACGGACUGGAAUAGUUCGCUCGUCCUGAUGGGUGCUCGCCAGUGGAUGUACCAAGAGUGCAAUGAAUUUGGAUGGUUCUUCACAACGGAUUCGGACAACCAGCCAUUCGGUAACCGUGUCAACUUGGAACUGUACUCGGAAAUGUGCCGUAUGAUCUUCGGCGAUUGGAUUAGCUUUGAAUCGAUCUACUAUGCUACGCAGCGCGCCAACAAUCGUUUCGGCGGCAACAGCCCCAGAAUCACGGAAGUACACUUCACCAACGGUGCCGCGGAUCCGUGGCGUAAGAUCAGCAUCACCCAGGAUCGGAAUGCGUUCGCUUUGGCUGAUGUGAUCCCCAGGGAGCUCAGCGGUUCAGAUUUGCCGGCCAUUUCGGAGAAUGAUUCCGAAGAACUGAGGCAAGUUAAGCUUCGUGUGAAGGGUCUCAUGGCCACCUAUCUGUACCCGGGCAACCCGAGGAAGAUGGCCAAGUCGGAGGAGCUCGUUGCGGAGAAUUAAUUGAGAAUGUGUGUUACGUCGAGAGAUAAUAAAUAAGGCACGAUUACGAUAUUGA
Messenger RNA from Ochlerotatus camptorhynchus, 1699 nucleotides. Its product is annotated as putative serine protease F56F10.1. Gene Ontology annotation, molecular function: dipeptidyl-peptidase activity; serine-type exopeptidase activity. Gene Ontology annotation, biological process: proteolysis. The transcript is spliced from 4 exons. The coding region runs from base 103 to 1644 and encodes 513 amino acids. NCBI's taxonomy places the organism in Eukaryota, Metazoa, Arthropoda, Insecta, Diptera, Culicidae. The record is from RefSeq and is a predicted model, not a curated record.